Messenger RNA from Etheostoma cragini (Arkansas darter), 1435 nucleotides. RefSeq names its product galectin-related protein B-like. Gene Ontology annotation, molecular function: RNA polymerase II cis-regulatory region sequence-specific DNA binding; carbohydrate binding; DNA-binding transcription factor activity, RNA polymerase II-specific. The coding region runs from base 143 to 763 and encodes 206 amino acids. The record is from RefSeq and is a predicted model, not a curated record. NCBI's taxonomy places the organism in Eukaryota, Metazoa, Chordata, Actinopteri, Perciformes, Percidae. Gene Ontology annotation, biological process: regulation of transcription by RNA polymerase II. The transcript has 6 exons.
GGGGGGGGGGGGGUGUCCUGCUAUGUCUGUGUUCUCUGUGAGACACAGGAAUACCCUACUGAGUCAGUGCCACGACGCUGACACACCACAGGCAGGGCUGCCUCUGCUCCCAUAAGAAGCAUCCUAUGCUAUUCUGUUCAAGAUGGCGGUGCAGGCAGCUGAAAAGGACGGAAUAAACGUGGAAAAUGACUAUCUGAACGACUCGCUGGAGAACCCCGCCGGGCUCAUCUCACCUGACAAGGAGGAUCUGUCUCAUCUGCUGACGGUGCCAUUCAGCGGGCGAAUCCGUGGGGGCAUGCGGCCGGGGAAGAAGAUUAUAGUGAUGGGCAUUGUCGAAUUGGAGCCAGACAGCUUCAACGUGAGCUUAACCUGCGGCCGCGACUCGGAGAAGGAGGAGACUCUGCAUGACGUGGCCCUGAAACUCACCGCACGCUUCGCUGACCGCCAGUUCCUGCGAAGCGCCCGCAUCUCUGGGAAGUGGACACAGGAGGAAGUGUCCACCGACUACUUUCCCUUCAUCCCCGAUCAGCCUUUUAGGAUUGAGAUCCACUGCGAGCACCAGAGGUUCCGGAUAUUUGUGGACGGACACCAGCUCUUUGACUUUUAUCACAAAGUAAAGUCUUUGUCCUCUAUCGACACAACAUCCCGUCAGUCUCUGAGGAGAUUUUGCCAGACCAUUUUUCCAAUGUGGAGGAUAAUGAGACCCAUGACUCUCAGCAGCUCAAACAGGAGCAGGUGGAUCGGUGUAUCAGUCCAGACAUAGAGCCGGGUACUUCCAAAGAUGCUAAAGUCAGACAUCCUAAAUCAGAACCAACCACUAACUGUGAGCCGUUCCUAUCUUCCACAGCUGAAACUGUGAGCGCAAAUGCAUACAUAGGCGACAAAUGGAAUGAACGAGAUGAUUCAUUGUCGCCUUGUUACAAUCAGAUGAUGCAUCAGUGUUUCAUGCCAGACCUGAAUGGUGACUCGUCCAAGGAUGCAAAUGUCAGACUUACUGAAUCAGAUAAAACUGCUCAGUCAGACUGCCAGCUCUUUCCAGCUUUUGGCUCUAUACCUUUAACAUUGAAUGAUGAUCAAUCGAUUGGGAGUCCCAGUGACACUGCUUUGACAGAGCAGGAACAAGCCCAGAGGGAUGAAAAGGCUUGCCGUUUCUGUGGCAAGCAGUUUAACAGGGACUCUGAUCUGAUAAGACACGUUUCUAAGAUUCAUAUGACUGCAAAGGCCUUUAAAUGCUCUGAAUGUGACAAGGAGUUUGCGUGUAGGGGCCAUCUGGAUGCACAUUCAAGAAUUCACAGAGGUGAAAAACCACACAAGUGUUCUUUCUGUAGGAAGUCAUUUGCUCAAAAGUCAAAUCUCAAUGUUCACUUGAGGUUGCACACAGGCGAAAAGCCAUAUUUUUGCAAAACAUGUGGAAAAAUGGUUACCUAUAGUUAUC